This is a messenger RNA of Paramisgurnus dabryanus, 3309 nucleotides long. RefSeq names its product ADP-ribosylation factor 3b (gene arf3b). Lineage: Eukaryota; Metazoa; Chordata; Actinopteri; Cypriniformes; Cobitidae. The record is from RefSeq and is a predicted model, not a curated record. Gene Ontology annotation, molecular function: GTPase activity; GTP binding.
UCAUCGCGAGAAUACCGGCACAAGUACUUCACCCUGGGAUGUUCUCGCGAGAUCUCCUCUGCGUCUCUCCGUGUCCAAGAUCGGCUGGUGUCAUCUCGAAAGUUUUCGAUCUUGUACCUUACUGGGUCGUUCAACACAAACAGAUUCACGGAUUUCUGGAUUGUGAUUGCACAGCAUUGAAUCAUGGGGAAUAUUUUUGGCAAUCUGCUGAAGAGCCUGAUAGGGAAGAAGGAGAUGAGGAUCCUGAUGGUUGGAUUAGAUGCUGCUGGUAAAACCACGAUCCUGUACAAACUGAAGCUGGGAGAGAUCGUAACCACCAUCCCAACUAUUGGCUUUAAUGUGGAGACGGUGGAGUAUAAGAACAUCAGCUUCACUGUGUGGGACGUGGGUGGUCAAGAUAAGAUCAGACCGCUUUGGAGACACUACUUUCAAAAUACACAGGGACUCAUCUUCGUCGUUGACAGUAAUGAUCGAGAAAGGGUUAAUGAAGCUCGGGAGGAGUUGAUGAGGAUGCUUGCCGAGGACGAACUGCGUGAUGCCGUACUUCUUGUUUUUGCUAACAAACAGGAUCUGCCAAACGCUAUGAAUGCAGCUGAGAUCACAGAUAAACUCGGCCUCCACUCGCUCCGUCAUCGCAACUGGUAUAUACAAGCCACCUGUGCGACCAGCGGCGACGGUCUGUAUGAAGGCCUCGACUGGCUCGCCAAUCAGCUCAAGAAUAAAAAGUGAGAGGGCGGGAUUUUCAUUAUGGGGCGUCUCUCACUUUGGGAAUGGGGUGGGACUAAUUUGGCCUUUGGAUAUGUUUGUUUGGUUUUUGUUUUUUUACAUUUGUUGUUUUAGCAAAUUUGUGUUUUGGUUUGUAAAGCCUUUUAUGUUCUGUGUAAAUGAGCACGUCAUUUGUAUGUAUACACACACUGUUACACAAACACACACACUCAAGCAGUCAAAGAUCAAUGUGCGUCUUAUUUCCUCUGUUGACUUUUCCGUUUUUACAGUAAGCCUGUCAGUACAUUGUCUUCAACAGUGUUGUUUUUGAAAGAGAUGUUUUUUUGUUUUAGAUUGACCGUCCUCGUGUAUUAUGUAAAAUGCUCAAAUAUUUCUCCAUAUCUGUAGAUGUAAUUACGAUGCAGUUUGCCUCCUCAUGCACACACAGUAUUUCACAAUCUUUAGAUGCGGUCUGUGAUUGUAGUGCAUGGCUCCUGUCGCUCAGUGUUGUGAUGCAGUAGGAAGUAGAAAUGCAUGCGCGUGUUUAAACAGACAGAGAUGAUCGGUGUUGCAUGCAUGCCGCUAUGUGGCUGCGACGUAAUAUAUCGAAUGCUUUUAUUGGACAUCGUAGAAAGAACAUAGAGUCUUGAGCUUGUCCCGCAUCUGUGUUUGUGCUAAUACCCUUAUGUAGUGUUGUUGUCUGUUCAGUGUAUCUGUAAAUAAAGCUUUUUUAGUUUUGUAUUUGACUUGGCUAACUGUUGCAUGGGCGAAAGUGUUUUGUCCCUAGGAAUUGCAUCCAUAUCGUCUGCAUGGCGUGCAUGCUGUGCAAGAAGUCCCAUAGAUGGAUUAGUAGGCAGUUAUAUAUUGUAGAUAGAUAGAUGGAUGGAUGGAUGGAUGGAUGGAUGGAUAGAUAGAUAGAUAGAUAGAUAGAUAGAUAGAUAGAUAGAUAGAUAGAUAGAUAGAUAGAUAGAUAGAUAGAUAGAUAGAUAGAUAGAUAGAUAGAUAGAUAGAUAGAUAGAUAGAUAGAUAGAUAGAUAGAUAGAUAGAUAGAUAGGAUUAUUAGAUUAUUGCACUAAACUGUUGAUUGUAUUGUUGCUUUCAAUCAUAUAAACAAACGAACAGCACAAACACGUGUAAACAAAUCCCAGGUAUGUCAGUGGUUUAAGGCAAACUGCUUCAUAAUUCAUCUGUUUCUGUGUGCUCUUGUUUUACGUAAAAUCUCAAUUUAAAAACCUAAUGAAUGUGAAUUUUGUCAUUUUGACUUUAUUUGUGUUGUUUUUCAGUCCAGACGAUUAUAUUAAUGAUAUAUUUAUGCUAUUUGUUUAUUUAAUGUUUGAUAUACGCUUCAGAUGAAACGUCUGAUGUAUUAUUUGUAUUAACAACACACAAACUAUAUAACAGACUAAUAUACGUCAUAAAUGAGCAAGUGAUAAAGCAUUUGUUGUACCAAAUGUGUGUGUAAAUACUAAGAGCGUGUUUCUACUUGUAUUAAUUUGGUUUGUGGGUUCUUGCAUUGCUUUGCAUUUAGUUUUCAAGCUAACAAUACGUGCAUGAUAUGUACGUGACAUUGCAGAUCAGUUUGUAAGUUUAGUUCUGUCAAGUGUGAAUUAGACAGGUUAGAAAAACAAUUAUACUAUGGGGCUGUUGAAUGCUUUGUUCUGAUUGGUUGAGAUGGGUGUUGAUUAUUUUUCUGUAAAACAUACACCUGACCUGACCUGUCAAAUGUCUUAAAAUUACCACCAGAGCAAUGUUUGUGGAAACUGUGGUAUAAAUGGAAUAAUUGACUCGGGUCCUUUGAAUGAUUUGAAAAUAAUGCACACGCAUGUUGUAACGCUUCGCGUCGUCAAAUAAUUUUACGGCCAGUCGUCAAUUAUUUCUUACUUACCGUAUACACUUAAUCAUUAAUUAUUUAGUUUUGCUGUGGCUUAACUUACCAUGCAGUUUAUCUACCAAUAAGAGUGACGCAUGACAGUUUAGCGUCUAAUCCAAACAAGGUCAUUUAUACAGAAACUUUCACAGUGUGAAUUGUCCAGUCUGUUAAGUUUUGUGGCCUUAUCUUACAAAUGUACAUUUUGUCACGGUUAUUUAUUAACUAAGUUAUUGAGUCAAUGAGUUACCUAGUUUUUAGUAAAUCCAAGAUCAAAAGGGGUUACAAGCUCAAAUACAUGACUUUUGUUGAUUUUUAGGGGAGAAAUAUAUUUAUUGUUUGCUUUAAAUAGUUUGUGUGAUUAAAGAUGGUUUACAGAUAUGGUAUUUUUUUUUGCUUCUAUAUUAUAUUUUUAUUUAUUUAUUUAUUUUAGUGACUGUUUUGAUGAAUAUACUUUUGUGUGUAUAUGCUUUUCCUUGUUGUUUUUUAUCUUUUGGGUGAAUCAUUAUACAGUGUCUGUGAACAUAAUUAAUGAAGGGAUAACAAUGAUCAAUUUCUUGUUGAAUUAUGAAUUAAAUUAAUAGAAGUCUUAGAAAUCAUGAAUGAAGUGCGUAACUAUCUGUUACAGUAGAUAAAGAAAGAUUAUUGUUGAUUAUUAUACUGUAGACACCAAAAUCUUUCUCUCCAUACAAUUCUUUAACUGUAACACUACACUACAAUAAAAAAUAUGAAAAUGA